Molecule: messenger RNA, 3164 nt
Organism: Saccoglossus kowalevskii
Lineage: Eukaryota; Metazoa; Hemichordata; Enteropneusta; Harrimaniidae
Cellular component (GO): membrane
Molecular function (GO): oligosaccharide binding
Source: RefSeq, a predicted model, not a curated record
UCAUUGUGCAGUGGUGUUUCAUAAGGUCGCGUCCUUUUUUUGGUUUUCGAAAGAUUUAUUUUGUUUUCUUCUUCCCACACCGCGGCGAAAUCAUGUUGUUCGCGACAUGGUGGUCACUGGUUUGUCCACUUGUCGUUCUGUGCAUGUUCCAAGCCAGGGUGUUUGCUUACUUUGGUGAACCCAUACUGCACGGAUUCGACAACAGAUUUGACGAUAUGGGCGAGGUCCGGGUAGAGCAAUUUACAAUUGACAACGGUUCAGUUAUACUCGACAUUGCAGUUGAAAACACUCAAAACCAAGGCGAGCUGUGGAUUUUGGACUUCCAACCGUAUCUUUUCGAUAAUUCCAAACCGCCAGUAACGUCGACAAAUGGUGGACAGCUAAUCGCUUCUCAUACUGGCAACUGUUCUAAUGUGUUCCAAGACCAACCAUUUGAUGCGACUAAUGGUUUCUAUCAAGACGAAUACCUGCCAGCAGCACCAGGUGGAAAAGACUUGUUUAAUCAAUUCGCCGCAGGAGCAGAUGGGUUUGUUCCUAAAUCUAAUGGCUUAGUUGUAAGAACCGAAACUCUAUCCUACAGAGGCAAUAAGGAUAAAUUCUUUGACUGUGUCAACACUGAUGGCCUUUCGAUAUGGGAACGUCACGUGUACGAAGAGUCUAUCGAAUUCAACACCACUCUAUACAUAACCAACGUCAGACCCAAGAAAUCUAAUGACGGAGAGAGCGGUAUCUCAUUUAUACAAAGUCACGUUAUUCUCUACUGGAGAUUGCUAAGAACUGCCAUUGCAAGAUUCAUCAUUAGUUCAACUGAGCGAAUAAGGCCAAUCUUCGAGUACGCCGUUGUCCGUCCAGUUUACAUCGAUGACGAUGAAACCAAAGGACCAGACAGAAACAAGGCAGAAGUGGAGCUAGCUUUCAAGACUGUUACCUGGUCCGACACUAUGAUGGCGGUAUACGAGGACGCUUCGUUGACGUAUAAUCCUAUUAACGCGGAUAAUGCACUUGCUUUUGUUAAGGAUGACCCACAAGAAGUGACCGUAUACUACAAUCCAACUGACAGCACUGCCAAGGUAAUCGUCGAUGGGGUCAGUGUGCCUAUAUGUCCAGCAGACGUAAAUGACGUUACCAUUCUCGCCACUACAAUUUGCAAUGAAUUUGGUUUGGCACUCUACUCGUCAGCAAGUAUUUCUACUACCGCAUCCACGUCUGCUAUUGUAGGCCUUUCCUGCACAGGAUCCGAAACUAACUUCGGGGAAUGCUCGUACACAAUCGGAACAGAUGCAGACUGUAAUGCAGGUGCCUUGGAAGUGGUAUGUUCUCCUAUAGACACUGCUGAAUUACCAAAGUCUUGUCACGACUUCCUGCAAACAGCUAAAAGAGAGGGCGUGAUACUAGAGGACGGCAUAUAUGACAUAGAUGUUGGCAAUACCAGGACAAGCGUAUAUUGCGACAUGACCAGAGAUGGUGGCGGGUGGACCCUUAUAUUGACUACCGCUGGCCAAGAUGGAUUCACGAUGGCCAAUCUGCUGAGUAAUAACCCUACUGUACCCUCUAUCUCUAGCGAUUAUUCCAUCUUGGGAGUUGCCGAUUCUAUUGUUAGCACCAGUGACGGAAACAAUUUCCGGUACCGUAUUGAAGCAGGAGCCCCGGGCCAAGAUGGCGGAAUAUGGGAAGCGCCACUCACGACCUCUUUAGUUGGCGAUACCGACACGAAGGCGACAACCCUAAUUGAAAAAUUUGGCGUAUGGGAAGAGAACCUACCAGACGGCGGCGGUCCACAGAACAUCAUGCCUUUCAUAGUACCAACUGAUAACAAUCUUUUGACUACUGGAACUCCAGGAAAUUUCGGAGCCAUAGUCUGUUCUUGCACAGGGUCGUCGUACAACCCAGCGCCUUGGAUUGACGGCGUAGUUGACCAACCGGAAACAAUCUGGUAUUGGGUUAAGGAAGAUAAAACUGAUCCUACCGCAAAUACUGUUCACGCCUCCACAUACGAGGAAGCAAUGUUGGCACCAGAAUGCGAUUUCACAGAAUAUCCCGGUGAAUGUACCCAGCACUGGAGAUACACUGUUAUAUUAGACGUAGAUGAUACGGGUUUGGAUGCAGAUAAACCAAUUGAUGCUACUGGUGAAUUUGUUGUAGGUUACUACAUGUACCAAUGUCCUAACUUGGUAUCCGGACAAAAAGACGACUGUUUGGAAUUGGAUGUUCCUAUCGCAUACAUUGGAACCGAAGUGACUUUGCAGACCACGGUUCAAAUUACAGAUGCUACAAAGGACAAACCUGUUGUGCUGCUCAAGAGACUAUAUGGAAGAGACCCGGCAAUUGACCUGCGUGAUGGUGCAAGAGGAAUUCAACAUCUGGAACAAAUUACUAUUCAAACUCAUUUCUUCCCUGAAUUCGUCCGUGAGCACUUGGAAAUGACACUGACUCUCUUUAUGGUGUGUUUGGGAAAUUACAAAGACGACCCGGAUGGCUGUUUAGUGGCACCAGAUGCAGAUGCAUACAUCGCCCACGUCUCUCCUGACUUUUAUUACCAAACGCUGGUUGAUCAUAGUGAUGAAUCUCUUGGUUACAAAGAAUAUUUCGCAGAUGAUGUAUCUCACCUCGUAACUCGGACUCUGGACGAGAACAUUUACAUUCACAAUAAGGAUAUCCAUCAAAGUAAAUUCACAAACAGGGCCUUGUCUGAUGUAGCCAGACUUUGCACUAUUACCAACGUGUUCGUAUUAAUCGAUCGAAACGAGCCCGCCGACAGAAAAAAACGAGAUUUUGUCCUAGUUUCCCACGACAUGGUCCGACGUGAUAUCGAAGACGCAGUUGCUCUUCCCCAAACAAAUAGCAUGCUACUAGAAUCUACUGGAUGUCCCGAAAACUCGAUCCACGACCGUGAAAACCUUCAUUGUAUUUGUAUAAAAGAGGACGAAGAGUACUCUCCAGAAACCUUCAAGUGUGAACCAGUUUCUGUGCUCUCGGAAAAGGAACGCGAAGACGACAGUUCGGCAAUCUUGAUAUCCACUAGUUAUUACGUCAUACUUGCAUGUUUAUUGAUUUUGUUUGUCUAGUCGUAUGUAUAAAUAUUUAUCUAUAAAUUAUAUAAAAUGUAGAUUAUUUAUUUAUACAAGUUGUACAUAAUAAAAAUUAAAGCUACUGCCACCAAAAUA